Molecule: messenger RNA, 1423 nt
Organism: Limanda limanda (common dab)
Lineage: Eukaryota; Metazoa; Chordata; Actinopteri; Pleuronectiformes; Pleuronectidae
Gene: nudcd2
Product: NudC domain containing 2
Exons: 4
Coding region: 269-742 (157 amino acids)
Biological process (GO): protein folding
Cellular component (GO): cytoplasm
Source: RefSeq, a predicted model, not a curated record
GAAGAAGAAGUUUCGAGAGCUGGAGGGGCAAAAUGAGCGAACCACAAUUUGAGCUUUUACAUUUUAAUUAGUUGGACUUUAUGUUUUCCAGCUUCCUGUUGAACUCAACCAACAGAAAUAAAACUAUUCUUCUUUCCGCCGUGUUCCGUCGUCAGUGCGGAAACAGCGGCGAAGCCUGACUGCGCAUCAAACUGUUAGCACAACUUGUCUGCUAGCCGGCGAGCUAACCGACCUGUCAGCCGACCUGUGGCCGGAGAGGAGCCGCAGCAUGUCGGUGAACUUCGACGAGAGGAGCGGCGUCGUCCCCUGCAAGACCGACUGGGGCUCCUGGCACCAGACCAUGGAGGAGGUGUUCAUCGAGGUCCAUGUGCCGCAGGGGACCCGGGCCAAAGAGGUCCAGUGCCGCCUGGGGUCCAGAGACAUCGAGCUGCAAGUGAAAGGACAGGAAAUAUUCAAGGGAAAGUUGUUUGACAUAACCGUGUCUGAUGAGGCAACAUGGACACUCGAGGACAGGUGUCUCAUCCGCAUCAUUCUGAUGAAGACCAACAGAGAGGCGGGGAACUGCUGGUCCUCUCUGCUGGAGGGGGAGUACUGUGCUAACGCCUGGGUCCAGGACCAGAUGCAGAGGAAGCUCACACUGGAGAGGUUCCAGCGGGAGAAUCCUGGAUUCGACUUCAGCGGUGCAGAGAUCUCUGGGAAUUUUGCUGGCGGUGGUCCCGACUUUUCCAGUUUACAGAAGUGACCCUCACUAUGAUGUCAAAAACAUUUCACACUUAAUGGACACUACAGGACAUCUAUGACAGUGGAACCUUGGAUCCAUCAGAAUGUCUGCUACAUGAAGCCGGAAGUUUUGCUUUCAGAAAAACUUGAGCUAACAAGACAGAAUUGUUACAAAAAUAAGGUCUUCCUUAGUUUCUUCUGCCUCUUUCGCAACAAAGAACAGAUUUUAUUUGGCCAAAUUUGCCAAGUUGCAAGGUGUAUGGGGCAAAACAGCUGAUUGAAAUGUUUGAUCUGUUUGUAAAAAGCCUUUGAGAAUGAUAAACUUUCAAUGAAGAAACAAACAAGCAAUAGCUUUUCAAUAAAGUUUUAUUGAAAGGUACAAGCGCAUUGGUUAACUAGAUGCUGGAUUCAAUAAGCAAUUUUGAAUUUGAGAACACAUUUUUCUCACUAAAAGAAACUUACACUAAACAGGGAAACUUGCAAAGAAAAGUCAAUACGCAUUCCAAUCCACAUUUCCACUGCAACAACUAAUUUUUUUAGUGUUCUCUGUAUAAUUGACAAAUGAAAUCAUCAAUACACUUGUGUCUGUGUCCACAAAUUAAGAAUCGGUGAAAACAACUAAUCUGCAACCUCUGCUGACAUUACGGCUCAAAUAGUACUUUUAGCCGAUUGUGACAGUUUUGUCACUAGCCUCUAUUCACUG